AUGAGGGAGUGCCGGAUUGCUCACCCCAUUGUUAAAUGCACUUACUGCAGGACUGAAUUCCAGCAGGAAAGCAAAACCAACACGAUAUGCAAGAAGUGUGCUCAGAACGUGAAGCUCUACGGCACACCAAAGCCCUGCCAGUACUGCAACAUCAUAGCAGCAUUUAUUGGCAACAAGUGCCAGCGUUGCACCAACUCGGAGAAGAAGUAUGGCCCCCCUCACUCGUGUGAGCAGUGCAAGCAGCAGUGUGCCUUCGACAGGAAGGACGACAGGAAGAAGGUGGAUGGGAAGCUGCUGUGCUGGUUGUGCACGUUGUCCUACAAACGGGUCCUGCAGAAGACCAAAGAGCAGUGCAAACACCUGAGCAGCUCUUCCCGGGCCAGCCUGCAGGAGAAGGAGCAGUUCAGCAGGCUCAGCAGUGGCAGCCACUACAACAGCCAGAAAACCUUAUCCACCUCUUCCAUUCAGAACGAAAUCCCAAAGAAGAAAGCCAAGUUUGACGCCAUAUCUGCCAAUGGUGACAGCGUUCCUUCCUCUCCCGAGAUGCUUUGCCCCCUUAUCCAGAGGGCCCCGUCCACGUUGGCGCAGUGGGCUGCUUCCCAGCAGGCUCUCGGGGCCCACCAUUGUCCUGUUGCUCAAGGCACUGACAUCCUGAACUUUUCUCCAGACCUGGCCCUGGACUCCCCUGGCACCGACCACUUUGUCAUCAUUGCCCAGCUGAAGGAGGAAGUGGCUACUUUAAAAAAGAUGCUGCACCAGAAGGAUCAGAUGAUUCUGGAGAAGGAGAAGAAGAUCACGGAGCUGAAAGCCGACCUGCAGUACCAGGAAUCACAGAUGAGGGCAAAGAUGAACCAGAUGGAGAAGACACACAAGGAGGUCAUGGAGCAGUUACAGGCCAAGAACAGAGAACUCCUGAAGCAAGCGGCUGCCCUGUCGAAAGGCAAAAAGCCGGAGAAGUCGGGAGCAAUAACCUCCCCUUAAAGCCAACCCCCCAGUCUGGGAGCUUUCCCCAGCAUUAGCCAAGGAGUCUGGGAGACCUGCUGGAUCCCUGGAAGCCAAAACCUCCGUGUUGUCACUGUCCCACUGCCGUGGACUCCAUGGGAAUUCCUGAUGUGUGUUGCCUUCCGACAGCAUGCUCGAGCGUGGCCGGUUUCCAUCCGCAGGGAGAGGUCCCAGGCCUUCCUAAAUCCCCCCUGAAGUACUGUUUUCUGGGAGAAAUCUUUCCCUAGCCAGUUGCUACCACUGCCAGCCCUUUCCAUGAGCAAACAGGAACCUGCUGCAUUAGGGGCUCCUUGCUGGUUCCCAGCCUGCUGCUGCCAGGGAAUUGCUGUGGCCAGUUGUUCCGCAGAUAAAGCGGGAGCUGGGCGUGGUGGGACCUGGAUUCUUUUUUCCCCUUGAACUGUUCCCUCUUCAAAAGGGAGCCGAGAACUCACCAGCCCAACAGAUGUUCCUGGGAGGUUGUGCCACUGCUGACAAACGGUUGAUCCAGUUUUUUUGAAGAUGCUUCCAAAAUGGGGGCUGUGUAUUUAUCUUGGAAGAUUUUUUUUUUUGUGUGUGUGUGUGUUUUGUUUUGGAUUUUUUUUUUUCUUCUUCUUUUCUCUGUCAACUCGACAGACCAAACUGCCUGGUUUUGUGUUUCCUUGUUUUUCUCAUGAGAGCUUUUGGGUUGGGAGCCAGAGUGGAACGAUACAGCCCCAAACCCAUCCCAAAUUCCCCCACCAGCACCCUGGUUACGUGGUGACCUUUGGGGCUUCGAUGACUUCUGCAGCUUGGUGUGAUCCCUCUUCUCCCCCCUUUCCCUGCCCCUUCCAGAUGCAGGGGCCAGCUUGGCUCCAGGAAAGCACUUACUCAGGCAGCCACCUGAGCCAGGGAGUGGUUUUUUUUGG
Messenger RNA from Manacus vitellinus (golden-collared manakin), 1886 nucleotides. RefSeq names its product family with sequence similarity 76 member A (gene FAM76A). The record is from RefSeq and is a predicted model, not a curated record. The transcript has 10 exons. NCBI's taxonomy places the organism in Eukaryota, Metazoa, Chordata, Aves, Passeriformes, Pipridae. Bases 1 to 981 code for a protein of 326 amino acids.